Messenger RNA from Zea mays, 1122 nucleotides. RefSeq lists its product as uncharacterized. NCBI's taxonomy places the organism in Eukaryota, Viridiplantae, Streptophyta, Magnoliopsida, Poales, Poaceae. Bases 106 to 1122 code for a protein of 338 amino acids. The transcript has 5 exons. The record is from RefSeq and is a predicted model, not a curated record.
GCAGAGAGACAGUUUCAGGACGAUUUCAAUUUUUUGAAGGAAAAGUUAUUAGUUGAUUUUGGCCAAUUAGUGGAUGUCCAACGUAUUGACAGUAUUUGCCAAGUUAUGUGCGACAAGUUCAAGGGUUGUUGUUCGGUUUGCAAGACAAGGUGCAUUGAAGCUGUAGUCGAUUCUGUGAAAAUUAUGGUUGAAGCAAUGUCUAUCAAGCAUCAGGAGAUUUUGAAUUCCAUAGACCCUCUAGUGAAAACGAUGGCUGUUAAGUCAAAUGAGAAAUACACCCAUACUGAUAUCAAUGUGCAACCAGCUAUUGUUAAGUCAGAUGAGAAAGUCGUUGUUGCGGACAUUGUUGAGUCAUCUGAUAGGAAAGGUCUUGGUGUGGGUACUAGCAAUCCACUGGUAACAGUGCCCAUACAUCUGAACACACCAGUCGUUUACAGGUCGGAUGCAAAUACUGCAACUUCUGUGAAGCCCCCAGCGGAGCGUGUUCAUCCACUCAAUAAGCGAUUCCAUUUCUCCAAAACUGACAAGUUGGGUCGCUUUCCACGUACAAACCUCUUCUCACCUGUGGGUCUUUUUGACCUCCACAUUUCAGAUGAUGAAAGUGACCACAAAAAAAAUACUGCACCUGAUAAUGCUAUAUGUCCACAUGGGUCAGAUGUCAUUCCAAUCGGGUUAGGUCAUUCUGCUUUGCCUACAUGCACCCAUGGUGUUCACCCUACUCCUCCCAAUGUUGUAUUACAACCUUUAGUUAAGUCACAUGCAAAUUCCUCUAGAAGCCUUAUUGAGCUGUGUCCUGAAAGUGAUACAACAGCAGUAGCCAACAUUGAUGUACCAGAGAAGGUUGUUUCUGUGCUAGUUUCUCAUGCUCAAAAGUCUCAUGCUGAUGGGGCAGUUCCUCCAGUGAAUGCCACAUUCUUUGAGCCAACAUUAGCAUGUAAUCUUUCAACACUGAACUCAACAGAAAUGCCUAGGAAGUCCGAAGGGAUAAGUGGCAAAAAUCAAGAUGUUAUUGUUAUUGACGAUCAUGUGAGAGCGGUUCAGGAGGUUCACAAUGUUGUUGGUGAAAUGGUUGGUGCUAGUUUACAUGGGUUCUUCAGAAUUUCAACUAUUGGUCUGCUCUGA